This is a messenger RNA of Dibothriocephalus latus, 618 nucleotides long. The record is from the annotation of a GenBank genome assembly. NCBI's taxonomy places the organism in Eukaryota, Metazoa, Platyhelminthes, Cestoda, Diphyllobothriidea, Diphyllobothriidae.
AUGCCCGCGCACCCGUUCGCCGUCCUGCGUUCCAAGUACUCGCUAGCUGCCUUUCAUCGCCUCUGCUCGGAUAGGAUUAUACGCCCCGAGGCUGUACCCCUGACCUCCUCUAACCGGUCAGAUUUACCAAAGUAUACCCUCAGCGAUUGCUGUCUCCUACGUCUCAUUGCUGACUCAGUUACCGACUGGUAUCCUUCGGCUCCCCCCUCACCCUCCACCCGAUACCGUCUGAUCUCUGCGUAUUUGGACUUGGCUCAGGCGGUUCUCGAGGGCGAACGCCUGGCCUACCUAUCGGGCUGCUCAAUUGAUGGGUACGAACAAGCAUCGCCGUCCUGCUUCCCUACCGCCAGUCCCUUGCUUGCCUUCCUGGUAUUCUGUGUGAACUUUGUCAUUGAGGUCUGUCAACCGGGCACUUCAGAGCUGGCUGUCAAGGGGUCUCUUCAGCCCCUGAGGGAGGUCUGCCAGCGGUCCGACCUUUUUACUCUGCGUAAGUACAUGGUUUUUGCCUGGACCACUGCUCACUUUUCUCGGCUAGGACCUCUUUUUUGUUUGCAAUGGUCGCUUAUCCUUUUAAAGAGAAAGAAGAAGAAUGCUAUAUUGAGGAUUUUACAAACCUGA